UGCAGUCGACUGACAGGCACAGACAGGCAGGUGAACCUUUUUCCGUCUUGCAUUGAGACCAUUCUCUAAUCAUUGUUCGUCAGUUUAUUUAAGAGAAACUAUUAUUUUCUCAAAUAGCGAGUAAAAAUGAUUGUUUAAAGUAUCUAUCAAUUAAUUUUAUCAGUGUUGUUCUCACUGCGCUGUUAUUUUCAUCAAAAUUUGUCGAAAAUGGCAAUGCUUGCCGAACCACGACGAAAACAAAGAUGGACGUUGAAUCCACGAGGGAAACAAUGGAGCGAAGAUUCCAACAAAUUCGGACAGAAAAUGUUGGAAAAAAUGGGCUGGUCAAGCGGAAAAGGCCUUGGGGCUCAGGAACAAGGAAUGACUGAACAUGUCCGAGUGAAAUUUAAAGAUGAUCAAGGAGGUAUUGGCUUUAAUAGAAACGACCAAGACAAACAGUGGACACAACAUCAAGACAGUUUUAAUGACUUGUUAAUGAGUCUUCAAAAGAAUCAAAAUAUGGAACAAACAGAAGUGAUGGAAAAUAAGGAAAUAUCAUUAAGUGGAACGUCUUUGGAGGAAAAAUCGAAGCAAAGCAAGGCUCGAGUGCAUUACCAGAAAUUUACUAGGGGAAAAGAUGUAAAUAAAUAUAGUUCAAAAGAUUUGGCUAAUAUAUUUGGAAAACGAACUCUCGAUGAAGAGGUAAAAUGUGAGGAGGAGGAGGAGGAGGUGGAAGAAGAUUUUCACGCUGAGCCUGUCGGUACUGAAGAUAAUACUGCCGGUGUGCUCACCAUAAAAGGUGGAAACAGUUCUGAAUACUUUAAAAAUAAAAUGUCAUUAAUAAGAGAUAAUUUUGACAAUAACACGGAAAAACGAGACGACAGCGACAGUGAAAGAGAACGGUAUGUGGGUUUUGGUUUUAAUAAUAUAAAAACUGAUCAAUGUGGCAAUCAUUCUCAAAGCGUACAAACUCCAAUGAAUUACGCUUUUGAGAAUCCUUGUCUAGAUUUAAAUUUAUCGCCUCCAGUCAAGCUCUCAAAAAAGCGCAAAAGUUGCGGAUUUGAUAAUGAGGGCUUAGACUUCAAAUAUCCUGAAAAAAAUGAAAUACCAAAAAAAUCUUUAUUCGAUUGCAAAAUUUCCGAAACACCCGAUUGUUUCGUGAAUCCUGCCUUAAAUUUAGAAGUUCCCGAGAGCACGACUUGUAAUGGUGCCGAUUUCGAAGUAAUAAGACACGAGAAUCAAGAAUCGUUGGAGGUUUGUCGAAAAAAGAAAAAGAAAAGGAAGAAGCAAAAGAACAUGGAAAUAAUUGACACGGCUUUUGAUAAUUGUGCCUUAAAUUUAGAGUUGCCGGAUACGAAUGAGUACAAGGGAACAGAAUUUGAAGUUACACGAUGUCAAAUGGGUCUCGAUAAUGAUGCGUUAGAUUUAUCGGAUGAGAAUUGCACCAAAAAGCGUGUCACUUUUAACGAUUGCGUCGAAUAUAAUACCGAUGUGAUAAAAAAGAAAAAGGGAAAAACGAAACUUGAUAAAUUCGAAGUACAAACUGAUAAAAUAAAACGCAAGAAGAAAAGAUCGUCAUCGUCUGAAGAAGGUGGAAUGGUUUUUAUAAAUGAAGCUCUCAAUGUCGAGACAAUUAGCCAAGAAGUUCAAGAUAACGAAUUAAACGAGAGAAAAUCUCGAAAGCAGAAAAGAAAGAAAAACAGAAGAAUGUCAAAUUUAGAAACCAUCGAAGAAGCGCCAGAGGAAAAUGAGAACGAAGAUGCAAUUUGCGAAAGAAAGGAAAUAAAAAAAGAGAAAGAUGUAAUUUGCGAUCUGGAAAUAAUAACUCUUAAUGACUCGAUAGAAAGUAUCUCGGCAAAUGAUGAAAUAUCAAAGAAAAGCAAGAAAAAGAAAAAAAGGCAAAAUAAUCCCGAUAUAAUAACAAUUGAAAACACAACAGAAGCAGAAGAUGAAACAAAGAAGAAGAAGAAGAAGAAGAAGAAAAAGAAGAAACAUCAAGAAGACGAUAAAGAGAAUGAGAAUUUGCCUACUGAUAAACUUGUUCUAAAAGAAGAAAACAAUGAAACUGAUUCCCAGGAGAAUGAAAAGAGGAAAAAACGAAAACGGAAAUCGAGCGAAACUUGUGAAUUUUUCUUAGAUUUGGUUGACGAUACCGUUGGAGUAGAAGAAGUGAUUCAAGAAAAAGAAGCCAAAAAGAAAAGAACAAGAGAUCAAAUAGAGGACCCAACGUCCAAAGAAGAGAAAAUUCCAGAAAAUUUGACACCUUUAAAAAAGCCGCGAUUGACUGAUGAAGAGAGUCCAUCGCAAAUAGUCUCAAAGAAAUCGAAAAGUGUUUUUAAAUCAUUCCUGAAAACUACCGUCAAUUUCAAAGGUUCCAAUAUUAAUGACAUUAAAGGAUACGGAAUUGAUUGAUUGAUAAAAUUCCAUUUUAGGAUAAAUUAAUUAGUGACUGUUUUGAUUUCUUUAAAUGGAGAUACGAAAGUACUUCAAGUUUGAUAAGUGAAUUUCGUAAUGUAGUUUUGUUGCGUGUUUAAACAUUUUUUAUGUACGAUGGUACAUAUGUACAUACGUUUUGAUGUGUAUUGCACAGAUUAUUUAAUAUAUACUGUAAAAUUACA
This is a messenger RNA of Leptopilina heterotoma, 2597 nucleotides long. RefSeq names its product MATH and LRR domain-containing protein PFE0570w-like. Gene Ontology annotation, molecular function: telomerase inhibitor activity; nucleic acid binding. Gene Ontology annotation, cellular component: nucleolus. The record is from RefSeq and is a predicted model, not a curated record. The transcript has 4 exons. The coding region runs from base 208 to 2391 and encodes 727 amino acids. NCBI's taxonomy places the organism in Eukaryota, Metazoa, Arthropoda, Insecta, Hymenoptera, Figitidae. Gene Ontology annotation, biological process: regulation of ribosome biogenesis.